AUGGUGUGCGGGAGCGCUUUUGAUGGCGCCGUGGCUGCUCGCGGCGCAGGUCGCGAUCAACAUUUGCUACGACGAGAGCGGAAAUUUGGAGGACGAGAGGAUCCGCGUAGCCAGGACGUGGAUCCGGACGGCGCAAGAGAUCAUCCGCAGCGAUUUUCGCGCGGCCAGGUGCUACGCGAUGAGGGACAUCGACGGGAUGUACCAGAAAAAAGAGCGAGCGGAGGACGAGAAGCCGGACUUUCUACAAGAUUUCGUUACGAGCAUCUACAAGCAGUUUCCCCAUGCGGAGAAAAGAAAAUCGGCAAUGGGCUGCGUCGACGACACGGAUCUGGAGUUAGUCUUCCGCCAGGCCGACACCACAAGCAGGCUGCCGACCGUAAUCAACAUGGUAACGGAGCAUUUCGAAAUUAUGGCAGAAGUAACCAAAACGUUUAUAGCAAUCAACAAGUGCGAAGCGGUAGUAAUCAGCUUCGAGGACUCCGCGGACGCCGCUGCCGCCUGCAACGAGACGGCCCAAAAGGUCCAGCAAAGCCUAAAAAUUUUCGGGAAAGCGAUAAAGUUGGUGAAAAGCGUAAAGCUAUUCGGAUUCCCAGUCGCGUGCCAGGUCGGAAGAAGCUACACAGCCCUGUGCCGCAGAUUGAUCGGGUACGCGUUGCCGAUAGUCAGGGAAUCGUUCCGCAUUCUAGGAAACAAGCCGAAACACGCGGAGUUCAAACUGAUACCGGGUUGGGCAACCAUCAGUAA
This is a messenger RNA of Amoebophrya sp. A120, 744 nucleotides long. Lineage: Eukaryota; Dinophyceae; Syndiniales; Amoebophryaceae. The record is from the annotation of a GenBank genome assembly.